Papaver somniferum (opium poppy) is the source of this 2934-nucleotide messenger RNA. RefSeq names its product vacuolar protein sorting-associated protein 51 homolog. Gene Ontology annotation, biological process: endocytic recycling; retrograde transport, endosome to Golgi; lysosomal transport. The record is from RefSeq and is a predicted model, not a curated record. Gene Ontology annotation, cellular component: EARP complex; GARP complex; membrane. Lineage: Eukaryota; Viridiplantae; Streptophyta; Magnoliopsida; Ranunculales; Papaveraceae. Bases 266 to 2620 code for a protein of 784 amino acids. The transcript is spliced from 20 exons.
AAACAAAGAGAGGAAGAAAGAUUAGUCACAAAUUCCUUUUGGUUUUCUAUCAAUAGCUUUCUUAUUAAAAAAAGAAAAGAAAAAAGCUGUGCCGUAGCCGACGCCCAACGUACCCAAGAAAACCCAGUACCUACUUGCUUUCAUUUUCUUACACUCGUCUGACAAACAAAUUCGCUCAGAUCUGAGAAGAACAACAAAAAGAAGAGAAACGAUCUGCUAAUCAGAAGAAGAAGAGAUAAAAAUAAAGAAAGAAGAAUUCCUGAAAAUGGCGGUCGAAGAUGCACCACCGUUGGAUGAUAAAGCAAAGAGAAUGAGAGAUUUAUUAUCAAGCUUUUACUCCCCUGAUCUUUCUUCUUCCUCAUCUUCCACAAUGGCUGCUAAUGCUGCUGCUGCUGUUGCUAAACAAAAUUCACUCGAAUCUAUUAAUUCUCCUUCUUUUGAUCCAGAUCAAUACAUGAAACUUUUGAUCCAUAAAUCAAACCUGGAGGGACUUCUUCAAAGACAUGUUGAAAUGGCUGCCGAAAUAAAAAAUCUUGACACCGAUUUGCAAAUGCUAGUAUACGAAAACUAUAACAAGUUUAUUAGUGCCACCGAAACAAUUAAAAGGAUGAAAAAUAACAUUGUCGGCAUGGAGGUCAACAUGGAGCAGCUUCUCGAUAAGAUCGUGUCUGUGCAAUCUAAAAGUGACGUGGUCAAUACAUCUCUUUUCGAAAAGAGAGAACACAUUGAGAAAUUGCAUCGAACGCGCAAUCUUCUUCGGAAAGUUCAGUUUAUAUAUGAUCUUCCUACUCGACUUGGGAAAUGUAUCAAAUCAGAAGCUUAUGUUGACGCCGUUAAGUUUUAUACCGGAGCCAUGCCAAUUUUUAAGGUAUAUGGUGACUCAUCCUUCCAGGAUUGCAAGAGAGCAUCUGAGGAAGCAAUGGGUACAAUCAUAAAGAAUCUUCAGGCAAAGCUUAUGUCAGAUUCUGAACAUAUUGAAGCGAGAACAGAAGCUGUACAACUUCUUAAGCAAUUGGACUUUCCGGUUGACAGCUUAAGGACAAGACUACUUGAAAAGUUACAGCACUUCGUCGGGGACCUUCAGCUUGAAGCUACUGUGGGGCAGACUACUGAAGUGGAUACCGAGCAGCCGAUAAAAGUUGGAAAGGCUACGGUACAAGAGUUCGCAGAGGCUGUUCGUGCUUAUCGGGUAAUAUUUCCUGAGUCAGAAGAGCAGCUCACUCAGCUUGCAAGAGAAUUGUUUAGCAGGCACUCGAAGACCAUUGAAUACCGAUUAAAGAAAAAGGUUACGCCGUCAGAUAUAUUGAAAAUGCUGCGAGUUAUUUGGAUGGAUAUUACGGUGAUGGAUGAAGUGUUGCCCGAGGCUGCUCUCCCAUUAUAUUCUCUUGAGGUUGCCAGAGAUGUUACGAGGCGAUAUGUGAGAUGCGCAUUCUCCCAUCUCCUACAAGACGUCUCAGAGGCCCUCAUGAGAGUACAUGCCAAGCCAAAGGUAGGGAUAGAGGAGGAUUGCUUGCAGGUUGCCCUGGAUGGAAGUAAAAGGGUUGUGAUUCAGGGAAGCAUGGACGUCCUACUGGGAUUUCGCCAGCUUCUUGAUGAUAACCUAGAGAUAUUAGUGAAGUUGAGGGACUCAAUCGUCGAUUGGGUACAAGAUGGUUUCCAACAAUUCUUCAAGUCACUUGAUGAUUACUUCCUUCGUAUUUCGGGAGGAAGUAUUCCAACUACUGAAGAUCAAGAUUCAGUAGACGCGACGAAGGGGGAGAAAGUUCUUGCCGGGCUUGUUCUUGUGUUGGCCCAACUUGCUGUUUUCAUAGAGCAAAGCGCCAUUCCUAGAAUUACGGAGGAAAUAGCUGCCUCUUUUUCUGGUGGAGGGGUUCGUGAUAAUGAGAAUGGACCUGCAUUUGUUCCUGGAGAGAUCUGUCGCACAUUUCGGGCAGCGGGCGAAAAGUUUCUCCAUCUAUACAUCAAUAUGAAAACUCAGAAGAUAUCUGUUCUUCUCAGAAAGAGGUUUACAACACCCAACUGGAUCAAGCACAAGGAACCCAGAGAAGUUCAUAUGUUCGUUGAUUUACUUCUUCAAGAGCUGGAAGCCAUAAGGAAUGAAGUAAAACAGAUUUUACCUAGAGGGCACGCCAGAAAACAUCGUCGGUCUGACAGCAACGGGAGCACUGCUUCGUCCCGUAGUAAUCCAAUACGUGAAGAUAAAAAUGUGCGAUCAAAUGCUCAACGGGCAAGGAGCCAACUUCUAGAGACCCAUCUUGCGAAGUUGUUCAAACAAAAGAUGGAAAUUUUCACAAAAGUCGAAUAUACACAGGAAUCAGUUGUGUCAACUAUGGUGAAACUUUGCCUCAAGAGCUUCCAGGAAUUUGUCAGGCUCCAAUCUUUCAACCGCAGUGGAUUUCAGCAAAUUCAAUUGGAUAUUCAGUUCCUAAGAACCCCUUUAAAAGAAAUUGCUGAAGAUGAAGCUGCCAUUGACUUCCUAUUGGAUGAGGUAACUGUUGCCGCAGCUGAGAGGUGUCUGGACUCAACCCCGCUGGAGCCUGCUAUCUUGGACAGACUUAUACAAGCGAAAUUGACCAGGGGAAGAGACCAAAACAACAACAAUUCAAUGCCUUCUGCUUGAUGAGACUUCUGCUUUGAUGAGAACUAGUAACACACAAGUAUAUAGACUCUUUUCGUUCUUACACUCGGUUCACUUCUUGUCUGUGUAGUGUAACUGUUAGAGUGCAACCGCAUCAACUCAUCCGUCUGUUAGUUUUACAGGAUUUGUUAAACGUGUUAUUUUUGUGCUUGCGGUCCUGUAACACCGACUGUAUCUCAGUGUAUAAAUAAUGUGUCUGUACUUUCUCUUUCCUGUUUGAUCUUUUCUAAAAUGUAACUAUGGUAAUAGGAUUUGAGUAUUCGACCCUUCAUUGAGAGAAAGUGUCAAUUUUAUAG